AAUGAUCAAAAAGUAUUUUAGCUUUGAUUUUCAGGUUAUUGGAAAAGUACAAGGUAAUUAAGAUCUUGAAUCUAAAAUAGGAGUAUACUUUAGAAAAUUUACAAAGGAACAAGGAACUAAUUUGGGAUUGGUAGGAUGGGUUGAGAAUCAAAAAGAUGGAUCAGUCAAGGGAGUUGCUUAAGGUGAUCAUAAAAAGUGUGAAGAAAUGUAAAAUAUUUAGCGAUUCUUAACUUUCUUAGGAUCCAUUGGUUAACGAAUGUGGGAUCUCCAAAAAGCAAGUAUUUGAAUUGUUAUUUUAAUUAUAGAAUUGAGAAGAUGAUCAAAACCAAUGAGAGAGAAAUCGAUAAAUUAUAAUAUAAAGAAUUCUCGGUGAGGGAUGAUAAAAAAUAGAAGUGAUUUUAUAAUAUAAUAU
Molecule: messenger RNA, 412 nt
Organism: Paramecium octaurelia
Lineage: Eukaryota; Ciliophora; Oligohymenophorea; Peniculida; Parameciidae
Source: the annotation of a GenBank genome assembly